AUGGAUGUUAACCUAAAAGAUAGGGCCUUCUGGUACAGUCUUCAUGGCCAAGUCCCAGGGAUGCUGGAUUGGGACAUGGGAAAUGAAUGUUUCCUGCCUUGUACUACAGAUCAGUGCACUUUCACUGAGCAGUGUCUUGCCAAAUACAAAAUCCAACUGAUAAAACCACCAACACUGCCUCAGGAAAGGAAACCCAAUUCUGACGAGGAUGGUCCUCCCACUGACUCCAGCCUGUGGAUGUGGGUAAAUCCCAACAUUGUGUGUCCCAUCACCAGCAAUGAGACUCCAAAUCCCUGUCAUAAUGUUCCACCAAGUGCACCAUUACCAAACACUAAGGAAGCUGCAUGCUUAGGGACUCAGAAAGUGGCGGAGUCCCUGUCUGUUCUCCGUACUGAGCGUAUUAACCCACAAGAGCUGUCCAUUUUCUCCACUGACCCUGAUACCGUAGAAGAGGAGGCUGGGCAACUUGAGUGUCCACCCUCUAGGAAACACUCUAAGAAGCACACACAGGGUCAUGGCUCCCACCAGGACAGGGUGUCCUGGCCACGCCCUCCUCUCAAUUACAGCCAUCUGGUUGCUUUAGCAUUAAAAAACAGCCCUUCCUGUGGCCUCAAUGUGCAACAGAUCUACAAUUUUACUCGACAACAUUUCCCCUACUUCCGGACAGCACCAGAAGGCUGGAAAAACACCAUCCGCCACAACCUCUGCUCGUUGACCUGUUUUGAAAAGGUGCCGGUCCCCCUUGAAGAGGAGCUGGAUGGAAAACCUCGCUCUUUCUUCUGGAAGCUCACUGAAGAGGGAAACCGCUUCUUUCAGGAGGACACCCGUGUUUUGGCUUAUACUCGAAAGGAGAACAUCAAACAAUGCAUGCGCCAACCAGAGCUGAUAGACCUCCUCUUUCAUCUUUAAUAGUUUUCUUUUAUGUGUGUGUGAGUGUGUAUAUAUGUGUGUGUGUUAUGUGUGUGUGUAUGCAUGCUUGAAUGUGUUGAAUGUGUGUGGACAUAUAUGUGUACGUGUGUGGAGGCUAAAGUUGACAUCAAGAAUUUCCUUCCAUUGCUCUUUCACCUUAUUCUUUCAAUCAAACCCCAGAGCUCAUAGAUACUGUUAGUGUCACUAGCCACCUGUCUCUGCAUCCCACUGCUGAGAUAGUAGCCAGGUCCUCAUACCCAUCCAAUUUGGUUCUGGGGAUCUGAACGCAGGUCUCUUGCUUGCAUGGCAAACAUUUUAACUUCAGAGCCAUCUCUCCAGCCUCCUCUUAUGCUUUGAAGUACAAUUGCUCACUUUCUGGAACACUGACCUGCUUACUGUGCUGAACUAACCUGUACU
Meriones unguiculatus (Mongolian gerbil) is the source of this 1326-nucleotide messenger RNA. It is a transcript of the gene Foxr2, whose product is annotated as forkhead box R2. Gene Ontology annotation, cellular component: nucleus. The coding region runs from base 1 to 909 and encodes 302 amino acids. Gene Ontology annotation, molecular function: sequence-specific double-stranded DNA binding; DNA-binding transcription factor activity. Gene Ontology annotation, biological process: regulation of DNA-templated transcription. The transcript has a single exon. The record is from RefSeq and is a predicted model, not a curated record. NCBI's taxonomy places the organism in Eukaryota, Metazoa, Chordata, Mammalia, Rodentia, Muridae.